Messenger RNA from Knipowitschia caucasica, 498 nucleotides. The record is from the annotation of a GenBank genome assembly. NCBI's taxonomy places the organism in Eukaryota, Metazoa, Chordata, Actinopteri, Gobiiformes, Gobiidae.
AUGUUACGAGUGUGUCCAAGCAUUUGGGAAGCGAGGAAUUAUCUCAGGUUUGCUGAAAAAGGCAAUCUGUCUGAGGCCACAGUGCUGAAGCUGCAGUAUGAGGCAGUCUAUAAAGAAGACCAGAGAUACAGUGCGGGAUCUGAGAACUUAGACAACGGGGGGGGGGGGGGGGGGGGGGGGGGGGGGGGGUGGGGGGGGGGGGGGGGGGGGGGGGGGGGGGGGGGGGGGGGGGGGGGGGGGGGGGGGGGGGGGGGGGGGGUGGGGGGGGGGGGGGGGGGGGGGUGGGGGGUGGGGGGGGGGGGGGGGGGGGGGGGGGGGGGGGGGGGGGGGGGGGGGGGGGGGGGUGGGGGGGGGGGGGGGGGGGGGGGGGGGGGGGGGGGGGGGGGGGGGGGGGGGGGGGGGGGGGGGGGGGGGGGGGGGGGGGGGGGGGGGGGGGGGGGGGGGGGGGGGGGGGGGGGGGGGGGGGGGGGGGGGGGGGGGGAUGGGACAGGUUUUUAA